Messenger RNA from Cheilinus undulatus (humphead wrasse), 1082 nucleotides. Its product is annotated as immunoglobulin lambda-1 light chain-like. The coding region runs from base 85 to 933 and encodes 282 amino acids. The transcript has 4 exons. NCBI's taxonomy places the organism in Eukaryota, Metazoa, Chordata, Actinopteri, Labriformes, Labridae. The record is from RefSeq and is a predicted model, not a curated record.
ACCUAUAUAGACAACAGGAACACUGACAUGAUAAACUGGCCUAAACAGACCUCAAUUCUGUUAGUUAUUUACAUAUAAAAAAAAAUGUGCGUGUGUACACUCCUCAGUGUCUUCAUAAGCUUCUGUGUCUCUCCUGCUCUCACCCCAACCCUGCUCAUCUCAGCUGGACAGUCAGGGACGUUUACAGCACACACUGACAACAUGCUGUGGACUCUGCUCACUCUCAUCGCUGCUCUGACAUAUGUUGAUGCAGCCAUAACGCUGACCCAGACGCCGGCAGUCCUCACAGUCGCUCCAGGAGAGGAGGCCGUUCUCAAAUGCAACAUUGAGAGAGAUUACGGAAAUUUUGUCAGCUGGUUUAAGCAGACUGACGGUGAGGAUCGUCAGUAUGUUCUGAGAUAUUACUACGGCCAUAAUCACCCUGACUUUGGAACAGGGUUCUCCUCAGACCGAUUCCACUCCAAAUGCACAUCAAAGCUAGAUUAUCAGUUCAUCAUAAAGAGAGCGGAGAUAGGAGACUCUGCGGUGUAUCUCUGUAAGGCAUGGGAUACCUCUAGUGAAGCGUGGACUGUGGUAUUCGGAGCAGGCUCCAAGCUGAUUGUGACGAACUCCACCCUCCCUCCUCAUGUCCUCACAGUCCUCCCUCCAUCCAGCGCUAACCUCUGUUCCGACAAAGCCUUCCUGGCCUGUUUGUCCACUCAGUCUGUGCCGUUUGGGGACGUUAGCUGGUUUGCUGCUGGGAGUCCAGUGGAUAGUGGGAUCUUUACCAGCAUGGCUGUUCAGCAACCAGACCAGACUUUCCAAAUCAGCAGCUACCUGGCCAUCAGCAUGUCGGACUGGAACAUGGACAAGGUUUACACGUGUCGAGUGUCUGUGGGCACCCAGACCUCGGAGAAAACCAUCAACAAGUCCCAGUGUCCCACUCAAGAGUAGUAGAGGAGCAGAGGGAGCGUUUCUAAUCUGCUUCUUUCUGCUGUUUGCUCGUUACAAGGUUCACAUGCUGCUAAAGAUGAGUCUGCAUGCUUGGAAUAAAUGUUGUGACGGUUAGGUGGAGGUGUUGGAUCAGCUUUGCAAAUGCUGCU